CAGCUGAUAGGAAAUUUAAAGCAUUCAGACAUUGAAAUGAGAAUUGAUUUUGGGUUAUGCCCUGGAUUGUAGAUAUUUGGACUUUCAAAUGUAAUUUAAAUAACUCCAAAAAAUCAAAAUUUAAAUUUAACUCUAAUAAUAUUAAUAAUGAAAAAUUUAUACCAAAAGAUUCCAAAACGAAUUCCUCUAAGUUCCAUCAAAAAUUUGGAACAUUUAAAACUAUAUUUAGUUAUAGUAAUGAAAAACCUAAAAAUAAAUUGAUAUCAAAUCUCAAUAAAUUUGGCAGCCAUAAUUCUAAAAAAUUAGAUAUUGAAUUUUUGGAAUGUUCUGUUAAGCCUAGUAUUAAGUUAGAAGAAUUAAAGUCUGUUAUUGAAGCAAAGAAAUUACAUUCCAUCAGCAUGCCACCAUACACACGGUCAUUGACCAGUUCAAUGAUUCAUAACAUAACAGAUGUUAUAGAAGAAAAAAAUAUAGAUCCAUAUUCAAUAUAUGAAUUGAAACAUAAAUCUAAUUCUAACAAAAUAAAUGGUCAUGAAUUAUUAAAUAAUAUUGUUCCUGAAUCUAAAAUGGGCCUUUUGCCAGCCUAUAUAAUUGAUUCCAAAAAAUUAACAACCAUAAAUUAUAAGAAUAUUAUAAAUUCUAAUCAAUAUAUCCCAUAUUUUAAUUCUGAUAACAAUUAUAAUUCUAAUACCCUUAAAUGCAAUUAUAAUUCCAAAAACAAAAUGCAAAGAAUUCAACAUACUUAUGACAUUCCAUUUGAUGAACCGGGUACACCAAACAACUUCAAAAAGGAUAUAAAUUAUAAAGUAUCAUCCGAAAAUAAUUAUGACUUACCUUGGGAAUCAUUGACCUAUACCUUAACAACAUUAUCUUCCAGUUCUGACUACUUACCAAAUUUAAACAAAAUAAGACAUGACAAUAAGAACAGCAUCAAAUCUGAUUAUAGUGAUAAAAAUUAUCCUUCUUCCAUCUACAAUUGUUAUAGUAACAUAAACAAUGGGAAGGAUAAAAGACCCUCAAACGAGUAUAAUGCUCCAUGGAAUAACUUGUAUUUACCACUGAACAAUGAUUAUGAGAGAAUUAAUGAAAAUUUUUACCAAAAUUCUUAUACUCUUCCAAGACCUCGCCUCAACCUCCUAAAUACUUCCAAACGUAAUUGUCCGCAGCAAACCAAACAACACCAGCACCGACUUUACAAUAACACUUCCAUAAAUUUGACCAAUAGAAUUAGUCCUACCCCAACAAAUGAAAACCCUGAAAAAAAGAACAAAAUAUGUUCUCCCAAAGAUCAAUCUCCCAGUGAUAUUGAUUCAGCCUUGGACAAUGACGAAAAGGAAGACUCGCAGACUGAUGUGCGGCAUUCCGUUUCAUCCAAGAUAAAGCUCUUCGAAAAUCGAAGCACCGCUGAGCUCCUUGGCACCGAAAAUUUAAUGACCCGUUCUUUAAUUCUACCCCAUCGAGAAACCGCAAAAAUUGCGCGGAUAUUAAGAAAAAGUUAAGAUAAAGUGUUCAAACUUCGAAUAUAAUACUCUGCCACCCUGGGAAUUACAAAAAAAGGAGGAAAAAUAGUGAUUAAAAAGGAUGAUAUUUCCUCAUUAUUUAUUUAAAAAAAUAUAUAUUAAAAAUUUAGCCUUGUUUUUUUUACAGUUGGCAUUUUUUUCUAAAUUUUUUUAAUAUUAUUUUUUUUGAAAACCAAACAUACGUAAUUACAAUAUAAAUUAUAUUUUCAAAUCGCAAAUUGAUACAAUAAUUAAUCGGAUAUUCGUUUUUUAAUAUUUACAUAACAAUAUUUCAUUUUAUAUUUGGAAUGGAAGAACCAAUGACGUAUAAUACUUACCCUAUAGAUUGGUAAAAAUUCAUUUUGAAGACUUCCUUGAAUACAAAUCAGCUGGUGACACAUCAUCAUGGCUUCUUUUAUUAAAAACGUAACAAGGUUUUCGUAAAAUUUUAAUGUAAAUUAUUUUUAUGGGAAAUUAAAAUGACGUGUCACCGCUGAUAUGAAUUGUCAUAGAUAUUAUUUAUUUUCUAUUAAAUGGAAUUAUAUAAUUACUUUAUAUUUAUUUUACUUAUACAAAAAAUUUUUAUAAUUAUAGUAUUUAUAUAUAUUUUUUUUUUUGCCU
This is a messenger RNA of Gordionus sp. m RMFG-2023, 2120 nucleotides long. RefSeq lists its product as uncharacterized. Bases 57 to 1499 code for a protein of 480 amino acids. The transcript has 2 exons. The record is from RefSeq and is a predicted model, not a curated record. NCBI's taxonomy places the organism in Eukaryota, Metazoa, Nematomorpha, Gordioida, Chordodea, Parachordodidae.